Coregonus sp. 'balchen' is the source of this 3075-nucleotide messenger RNA. The record is from the annotation of a GenBank genome assembly. NCBI's taxonomy places the organism in Eukaryota, Metazoa, Chordata, Actinopteri, Salmoniformes, Salmonidae.
GCAUGCGGGGACCCCAAAGCAAAGCCGUCAUACCUGGUAGACAAAAACUUGGAGUCGGCGGUUAAGUUUAUCGUACGGAAAUUCCCAGCAAUAGAGACACGAAACAAUAAUGUAAGUUCUGUUUUAAGUUUAUUCAAAUGACCUUCCUUAUUUAUGUAGUAGGCCUAGUUGGUGUAACAAAAUAUUGUAUUAAUGUUAUAAAUGUUAUUGAUUUUGUCUGUGAGUGUUCAGAGGCAGUAACUGCCAUGUAGUCAGUUGGUAGAGCAAUGGCGCUUGCAACGCCAGGGUUGUGGGUUCGAUUCCCACGGGUGAACAGUAUGAAAAUGUAUGCACUCACUACUGUAAGUCGCUCUGGAUAAGAGCAUCUGCUAAAUUUAAAUACACUGAAUGUACAGAACAUUAAGAAUACCUUCUUGAUGCAUACAGGAAACUGUUGAGCAUGAAAAACCCAGCAGCGUUGCAGUUCUUGACACAAACCGGUGUGUGUGGCACCUACUACCAUACUCCGUUCAAAGGCACUUAAAUCUUUUGUCUUACCCAUUCAUCCUCUGAAUGGCACACAUUACACUAUCCAUGUCUCAAGGCUUAAAAAUCCUUCUUUAACCUGUCUCCUCACCUUCAUCUACACUGAUUGAAGUGGAUUUAACAAUUUACAUCAAUAAGGGAUAAUAUCUUUCACCUGGAUUCACCUGGUCAGUCUGUCAUGGAAAGAGCAGGUGUUCAUAAUGUUUUGUGCACUCAUGAAAAUGAUUCUAGCCAUGGUGUCCCAGGAAAUUGUCUGUCAUCAUUUAAAAAGUGUAACUUUUAAAUUUAUGAUCACAUAGUCAUACCGUAUGUACGUUAUGUAUACUGUACAUUUGUGUUGUCAUAUAUAUGCUACUUUUUACUAUUUGCCUUUGUUGUGUUUGUGUGAAAUGUGUAGCUAACUGUCUAUUGGAAUGAUGGAGCUUAACUGUGUCAAUAUGUCCCUUAUGUUUCUUUCUUUGUUUUUGUUCAAUGUUUUGCAUGCUUAACUUGGCAUUUUUCUGGAUUGUUCUUAUUGGUAAGUUUGUACUAUUUGGAAUCCCAUUUUGCUUUGCUUAGCUUUGCUUAGUCUGCCUUUUUGUAGUGGAACAGUUUUAGUUCUCAUCUAGCCUAUUGCUUCUUAUUCUGAUAGACUAUGCAAAGCAAUCUAAGUUGUUUCAUUUGAUCUGAUUGGUCAAAAGACCAAUUAGUGGCAAAAAUAUCAGAAUUGAGCUGCCUGUGUAACACUAACCCUAAGGCUGCGUUUACACAGGCAGCUCAAUUCUGAUAUGUUUGCCACUAAUUGAUCUUUUGACCAAUCAGAUCAGCUCUGAAAAAGAGCUGAUGUAGGAGAUCUAAUGUGAUUGGUCAAAAGAGCAAUUAGUGGGAAAAAAGUAUUAGAAUUGAGCUUGCUGUGUAAACACAGUUUAUCAGUGGGGAAAGUAGCACAUGCAAAUACAAAAAAACUUGUUCUUGCUAAUUUGUCUUGAAAAGAUGUAAAAGCUAAACCCCUUUACCCUCAUGCUAUUAAACUCUGAGGCAAUAUUAUGUCAGAACUAUUUGGCCGAGCUAAAAAAUCUAAUAUUGAAUUGUAUGGUUAAGAUUUUGAUUGGAGCAUUGUUCACGUGAAAAUGUAACAACUAAGAAUGUAUUUUGAUUUUUGCAGAAGAGAAAAGUUUAGAAUUAAUAAUGAAAAAUGUUUUUAUUGUAUUGGUCUUCCAUGAAAUCUAAUAUGGGGCAUGGGUAUUCUGGUUAACCUAACCGCCUCAAAUGACUUACUAACUUCAGAGCAAACGUACUUAUCGGUGCAUUAACAUUAUAACAUUUUACUGACAUACAAGACAGUCCUAUAAUAUAUUUAAGAGAAUACAAUGAAUACUUGUAUAUAGCUAAUGCUAGAGCUGAUUUAGAUAAACAUAGACCAAUGUUUAGUCUCGAUUUGGCAAUAAAGCAUAGCUCAUGGUAAUAUUGGAGUCAUACAUACCACAACUAUAAACCAUCCUUUAGAAAAUACUGGAUAGUCACUCAGUACCUACGGGUUCACUACAGUGCAUUCUUGUCACAAAAUCAUUAGCUAAUAAGAUCUGGGAGAUGGUACCAAAGGCUUACUGGUGUAGUAAAACUAAAACUGUCUAAACUUAAUGCAAGGUUCAUGUACAAUUUGACAAAUGGUUUACUCAACUCAAGAGGUCAUUGGCAAAAUUCAAAAGUUAGAUAUGCAAUGAAACAGAAAUCAGUGAACCUUUUGUCAAAAUAAUAGUGCCGUAAAAUGUCAACCAUCAAACCAGUAGAAUGACAUGGUGUUUUACUGCUGGUGAAAGAAGUGAACCUUUCAGAUAAGUUUGACUUGACUACCUUGACAUGCUCCUUGAGAGACCUAACAAGUUGUUUCUUCUACAUUUACAGCAACAGCUUACACAGCUUCAAAAAGAAAAGUCUGAAAUACUAAAGAAUCUAGCUCUAUAUUACUUCACAUUUGUGGAUGUCAUGGAAUUCAAGGUAAGGAAAUUCAUUUUUUAAACUAAACAUUUUUUUAAACUACUUGAUAGGUAUAUUAAUGUAAUAAUAAGCAUAAUGUAAUAUGCUUUAUAGAUGUGCUAAUUAGGCUAGAUCAAUGUCUGAGUAGACAUUUCUUCAUUAUUCUGAAUAGUGGUAGAAAAUGCUGCACCUGUACAACCCUAUACAAUGUAGCUAUGUUGCACCUGUACAAUCCAGACAUGAGUGUUACAGUAUGAAUUUUAUAUUUCUUCUAGGACCAUGUUUCUGAAUUGCUGAACACUAUUGACGCUUGCCAGGUUUUCUUUGAUGUUGUAAGUAUUCAUCUUUCCACAAUUCCCUUUAUUUGGUAUAACACUUUUUUUUCUUCUUCAAAUCUCCUCAAGAGAUUAUACCUUUUUCUAUAAUCCUAAUCAAAGCUAACUAAAGUUUUUCAUUCUGUCUUUAUAGACGGUUAACUUUGACCUCACCAAGAAUUACCUUGACUUAGUUGUCACCUACACUACACUAAUGAUGUUACUGUCCCGUAUUGAAGAGCGGAAAAGCAAUCAUUGGACUCUACAACUACGCCCAUGA